Fusarium venenatum is the source of this 1377-nucleotide messenger RNA. The record is from RefSeq and is a predicted model, not a curated record. Lineage: Eukaryota; Fungi; Ascomycota; Sordariomycetes; Hypocreales; Nectriaceae.
AUGGGCAAGCCUCCUUCACCGUCACCUCGUCCCUACCAGGAUGAUCCGGACGCGUUGUCUCUGCACACAACAGUGGGCGAGCCGUCCUACGUCGAUCCCAUCGAUGAAGAUAUCCCUGACACUGAAGACCCGCUUCUUCCCUCAUACGACGAUGCCAUUACUGAGGAUACUCACAUGAAUACACCUGCGCACUUCACUGAAGCUGCAGUGUUAAACUUUGAGGGUGAAUUUCACACGGGCGUCACCACCCCCGAAGGUCACUUUUCUUAUACCUCGAAACGUAUCGGUAAAAAGCGUACCACCAUUGGUAAUGAAGUUGUCGACGUCCAAGAUGCGCGUUCCGACGCCAAUCCUCAGUUUUUGGAAGAGUGGGUGACCAUGAUGGCAAAAUAUCCACCUACGCCGUAUAUUCAUAUCAUUGGAACUCAUCAAGAGACGAAACGCGAUAACGAUGGCAAGAGCAAACGGCAGGAAGUUACAGAUUUCAGAAUCAUGAUCAACAUGCAGAACUAUCUUUGGCCCAACUUCGUUCCUGGCAAUUAUGCCUCCACCAAGCUUGAGACUGCAGAACCCGGUCAGAAAACCUACCGCGGAACUGUUCUUAAGAAGAGGCAGAAGGGGAGCAGAGGCGAUAUCGAGGUUGGUCAAGAUAAGCCUAGCUUGAAGGAAUGGUGCCAUCGAUACUGCGCCAAAGCCACCGGAACCAAAAUAUUCCGCCUGACUCGUACUGUCAGUGGUAUGAAUGAGGAAACCCUCCGAGACAACAUUUCCGGUUUCAUUAGAUCCACCAACUAUCGAGGCAACAUCACUGUCGAAUUUCCCGUAGCCGACAGAGCGGUCGAUAUCUACUCGACCAGCCAUCUGAACAACUGGCGACUGACACGCUGGAUCUGCUGGAUAUUCUACCUUACCUUCCUUUGGAUCUUCGCAUGGCCCGUUCUGUUCUUCGCGACCAAGCGCUACGAAGUAGUCAAAGUCGACUGGGCAUUUGCUAAACGUGAGGCCGAAGGUCGGAGAAAAUUCACUACUGUCAGCGAGAGACAGUGGUUGGAUAUGUAUGGACCUGCGAUUAAGCAGCUGUGCUUGGAUCGUUACCAAGGGCUUGCAGGAGAUGCUUUUCUAAACGAAGUGUUGGCUCGGGAACCAAACCCAGUUAACACCCACGUCGAUCCCAGGGCCGCUAUGAGUGCUGCCUCUGCCGCUUUCCAGGGAGGCCGUUUCAAUGCCGCCAAUGGUGCGAGGAGUGUGAUGCGCCUUGCCGCUAUUGCGACUGAUCAGUUAUCCAGUAUAACCAUUUAUUUAUUACAGACAAGCGUUUACGAACUUGACCGUUAUAAUGACAUGGUUAAACCCUGGCUAUUGCCUUCGGAUAAUUAG